AUGAAUACUCCCGCGUCUCCAAACAACAGCGGCUCACAAUCACACCCGCCCGGACGUGGCCGUCCCAGAACUGAAAAUUUUCGCUCAAGGGCUGCGAAUAGGAGACGGUUUGUCCAGUGGCACUCGCUGCACACGCCGGAUGCCCCAAUCCCGAUCCUAUUGCCUAUGCUACCACAGCGACUCCCCAGCUCAACUCAAAUGGCGACUCCCGAGUCGCCGGCCCUCCCAAUGCAACGCGCUACGCGCUCACCCAGCCCUCACAAAGACGUGUCGGCUACGAAGGACUCAAGGCUCGACCAACCUCCACAACGGGAGAUCGAUGAUUACAACUUCACCAUUUCUCCGGCCUAUCAACCGCAACCAGACUUUUCCACGAGCAAAUCUGUCCCAGAUGUAGGAGCACAGUCCCCACGGGCGCCACGAGUCCUCCUGCCACCUACCUCAUGCUACGAAACCAAUGCCAAGCCUGCCGAGCCGGAGAGGGAAGUGCCGACUGCGCGUUUCCAAUCUCCUCAGCUCACAUGGUUCGAUAUACCACGGUAUAACAAUCGACCCCGACGUCACGUAGCUCCCAAGAAGAAGCGGGCUCCGCCAGAUCUUCUCGGAGACUUUCAGAGGGAGGUACCGCCCUGGCAUCGUCUCCCGGAGUGCCUGGAGCCAGAGGUGCCCAAUGCAGUGUCGGAGAAAGUUCAGACAGAAGCACAAGAGGACGGUGAUGAUAGCUCAGACUCGGACCUGAUUUACUUCAGCGACUAG
Messenger RNA from Thyridium curvatum, 756 nucleotides. RefSeq lists its product as uncharacterized. NCBI's taxonomy places the organism in Eukaryota, Fungi, Ascomycota, Sordariomycetes, Thyridiales, Thyridiaceae. The transcript has a single exon. The record is from RefSeq and is a predicted model, not a curated record. The coding region runs from base 1 to 756 and encodes 251 amino acids.